Salvelinus sp. IW2-2015 is the source of this 2665-nucleotide messenger RNA. RefSeq names its product kelch-like family member 36. Lineage: Eukaryota; Metazoa; Chordata; Actinopteri; Salmoniformes; Salmonidae. Gene Ontology annotation, molecular function: cullin family protein binding. The record is from RefSeq and is a predicted model, not a curated record.
UGCAACACGCAAACUAACCUUUUAAAUCUGCAUUCAAUAGCUUGACGUUUUCAUUAGUGGGCCCCAUGCACUAGCCCUGUGAUUGGUUGGAUUCACAGACAGUCUACGGCUACUUCCUGGAUGAGAUCAUGGCUGCGACUAAACAAUACAUUUUAAAACUGCUUUUGAUUCAAGCAAGCUGUAACAACGGGUGAUGCUGUGCUACAUUUAAACACUGUUUUAUUUUUUCUCGAUACAUUUAGCUGUCGAACAUAAAAGCGUCUCGUGUUGAUCGUUGCUUGCCUACAUGUAGCCUACUGUUGGAUCUCAAAGUUGCUGUUGUUGAAUAGCUGCUACAAUGUAACAAGAAGUCAACAUCUCCCAGCGUCCUCCCCUGACACGUCAAAGUGAGGUGAUACCUUGUAGCAUGAUGUCAGUCAAAUAUUUUUGACAAACAACCCGAAAGUUAGUGUAGUCCAAGUUGUGACUCCACUUGUGGUUUCUCUGAAUUAUAUCGAUUCGUCAUUGAAUUUCACUGUCUUUCAGAUAGUGUUGAAUUGAGAGAACGCAAUGGAUAAUGGACGACAAAGCCGUGUUUCACGGCCUCAACAGAUAAUUGAGUCAUCCAAGGUGUACCGUUGGGCUGAGCAAGCUGACUUCCUCCUGCAGGGUCUGAAUGAGCAGCGUCAGCACGGCCAGCUGUGUGACAUGGUGCUGGUGGCUGAUGAGCAGCGUAUCCCAGCCCACCGUGCCCUGCUGGCUGUCUCCAGUCCUUACUUCCAGGCCAUGUUCACCCUGGGCAUGAGGGAGGAGCGUCAGGCAGAAGUGGAGCUGGUGGGGGCUUCCUACAUCGGCCUCAAGGCUGUGGUGGACUUCCUCUACAGUGGGGAGCUGCCUCUGGAUGGAGGGAACAUUGACUAUGUUCUGGAGACAGCCCACCUGCUGCAGGUGUGGACGGCAGUGGACUUCUGCUGCCAGUACCUAGAGAAGGAGGUGAGUGAGGAGAACUAUCUAUACCUGCAGGAGCUGGCUCUGCUCUACAGCCUGGAGAGACUAGACACCUACAUUGACCACUUCAUCCUGGAACGCUUUGCAACCCUCUCCUUCACCCCAGGCUUCCUGAGGGAUGUCCGGCUGCCCAAGCUCAGCUCCUACCUGGCCAGCGGGCAGGUCCAGCAUGAGAAUGAGCAGGCUCUGCUCCAGGCUGCUCUUCAGUGGCUGAGCCACAUGCCUGACCGCCCUGCACACGCCCGCCAGCUGCUCUCCCACAUACGCUUCCCCCUAAUGCCAGCCAGUGACCUGGUGGGGCGCGUCCUCCCGGCUGUACAGGCCCUGCUGCCCCCGGAGGCUGACUGUGAGGUGCUGGUGGAGGAGGCUCUGAACUACCACAACAGGGCCAGUGCCCAGCCCGGGCUGCAGACAGGCCGCACCAUGCUGCGAGGAGGGGAGGAGCGCCUCCUAUUGGUGGGUGGGGAAGUGUCAGAGCGYGGGGAGGAGCUGACUGCAGAUGUUAGCUGGCUGGAUGGAGACUCUGGUGAAUGGAUGGUAGAGACCCAGAUCCCGGCACAGAGGAGCCACCACUGUGUCGCUGUACUGGGGGGGUUCAUCUUCACAGCUGGAGGCAGCUCAUCAAGAGAUAAUGGAGGUGAUGCUGCCAGCAACCUGCUGUACCGCUACAACCCCCGCGACAACCAGUGGAUCAAGGUAAAGCCAAAGAUACUGAGUGCCCCAAUGAAUCAGCGGCGUGUGGAUUUCUACCUGGGAGCCGUUGGGGAGUGUCUGAUCGCUGUGGGAGGGCGUAAUGAUAACGGGGCUCUGUCGUCAGUGGAGGUGUACAGCCCUGCAGACGACUGCUGGACAUAYGUAGCAGGACUGCCCAGGUUCACCUAUGGCCAUGCAGGCACAUCUGAUAAAGGAGUGGUCUAUAUCUCAGGUGGCCAUGACUACCAGAUUGGGCCGUACCGGCGAGACGUGUUAAGCUACGACCCCCGAGGAGGAGACGUCUGGGUGGAGCGCCAGGCCAUGUCAUCGGCACGGGGGUGGCACUGCAUGACGUCACUUCACCACCUCAUCUAUGCAGUCGGAGGCAGUGAUGACCACGAGGAGAGCAUUGAUCGUUUUGACAUCCUGGCAGUGGAGGCAUUUGACCCCCAGAGUGAACAGUGGACCCGUAUAGCCCCCCUCCUCCAGCCUAACAGUGAGGCGGGCUGUGGGGUCUGGGGAGGUAAGAUCUAUGUGCUGGGGGGCUACAGCUGGGAGAGCAUGGUGUUCUCACAGGCCACACAGGUGUUUGACCCUGACAAGGGCCAGUGGGUGCGGGGCCCAGAUCUGCCAAAACGCAUUGCAGGGGCUUCAGCCUGUGUGUGCUCAGUGAGACCCCAGCCCUGCAGCCCAGACAGGAAGAGGGCAGGACACAAGGGGAAAGGCAGGCAUAACCCCACCCACCCCAACUAAAGAGGAUACAGAGGACUGCAGAGGAUGGAAGGGGUGAAAAGAGCUGUGUAACUACCAAUGGAACUGUCAGUGGAUUACAUAUAAUAUCAUCUCUAAAAGCACACAAUAGGACUGGUUCUGUAUCAGCUGGUUUGUGAAGGCUUCCAACAUGCCUAACACUGGGGACUGUGUGAAAAAUGUCUUGAUUUGCUUAGUAUUACAAUUAAAGCAUAAUCUGUGUUUUAACCUAAAA